AUGUGGAAUCAAAUUUGGAACCUUAAGGUUCCUCUAAAAACGAAGAACUUUGUGUGGAGAGCUGCUGCAAAUUGUCUCCCUACUAAUCAUAAUUUGAGGACAAAGAAAGUAGAGUUGAAUGUGCUCUGUCCAACUUGCAAAAAAAAUGUUGAAAUAACAAUGCAUUGCCUGGUUUACUGCCCUUUUGCAAAGGGUUGUUGGGAGCGAUUGGGGUUGAAUUUUCUCGUGGGGUCUGAAAGCAGCUUCCUCGACUGGUGCACGAGAGUUUGGUCCCUGUUGGAUGCUGCCCGUGUGGCUACUGUGGUAAUGGUGUGUGCCUCCUUGUGGACAUCAAGGAAUGAUCUGUGGCUGAGCAUUUUUACUUUUGAAGACGGCGUUGAGCACCAGACUAAACCUGCUGAUGAUUUUAUUAAGGUAAAUGUGGAUGCAGCUAUUUUUCAUAAUCGUGAUUGUCAUAGCUUUGCUUGUGUGGCUAUAAAUAGCAUUUCUCUUCUUUUAAGUGUUAUCUCUAGUUGUUGGCUUAGUGUUUUUCAAUUUGGUCUUGCUGAAACAAUAGGCGUGAAGGAAGCUUUAAGUUAA
Cannabis sativa is the source of this 579-nucleotide messenger RNA. RefSeq lists its product as uncharacterized. The transcript is spliced from 2 exons. Lineage: Eukaryota; Viridiplantae; Streptophyta; Magnoliopsida; Rosales; Cannabaceae. The record is from RefSeq and is a predicted model, not a curated record. Bases 1 to 579 code for a protein of 192 amino acids.